Molecule: messenger RNA, 750 nt
Organism: Glycine soja
Lineage: Eukaryota; Viridiplantae; Streptophyta; Magnoliopsida; Fabales; Fabaceae
Product: probably inactive leucine-rich repeat receptor-like protein kinase At5g48380
Exons: 1
Coding region: 1-741 (246 amino acids)
Biological process (GO): protein phosphorylation
Molecular function (GO): protein kinase activity; ATP binding
Source: RefSeq, a predicted model, not a curated record
AUGAAGGCUACUGAUAACUUCGGCAAAAGCAAUAUUAUUGGGACUGGAAGAUCAGGAACUGCUUACAAAGCUGUCCUUCAUGAUGGCACAUCAGUCAUGGUUAAGAGAUUGCAGGAAUCUCAACAUUCAGAGAAAGAAUUUCCAUCUGAGAUGAAUAUACUAGGGUCUGUCAAACAUUGUAACUUGGUUUCACUUUUAGGUUUUUGCGUGGCUAAAAAGGAGAGGUUUUUGGUUUAUAAAAAUAUGCCAAAUGGUACCCUCCAUGGUCAACUACACCCUGCUGCUGGUGCAUGCACCAUGGAUUGGCCUCUAAGGCUCAAAAUUGCAAUUGGAGAAGCCAAGGGAUUAGCAUGGCUGAAUCAUAGUAGCAAUCCUCGCAUUAUCCACCAAAACAUAAGCUCUAAGUGCAUCUUGUUGGAUGCUGAUUUUGAGCCCAAAUUUUUUUAUUUUGGUCUUGCUAGAUUGAUGAAUCCAAUUGAUACACAUUUGAGUACUUUUGUGAAUGGGGAGUUUAGGGAUUUAGGUUAUGUUGUUCCUGAAUAUACAAAAACUUUGGUGGCUACUCCUAAAGGGGAUAUUUAUAGCUUCGGGACCGUGCUUUUCGAGUUGGUGACAGGUGAAAGAUCUACCCAUGUGUCUAAAGCUCCAAAAACUUUUAAAGGAAAUUUGGUAGAAUGGAUUCAACAGCAAUCUAGCAAUGCAAAACUCCAUGAAGCCAUUGAUGAAUCACUAGUUGGGUAGGGUGUAGAC